AUGGAAUUAGAAAGUGCCCUAUUAUGUAAACACAACCUUCAAGCAAUUAAAAUUAUUAAUGAUCCUUCGAUCAACCCUACGUAAAGAUUAUUGUGCCAUCUAUGUUUGAAUGAGCAUUAAGAUUAGACUCAAUUAAUUAACAUAUCCAUUGCAUUUGCUCAAGCUACUAAGAAUUAUAAUUAGACAUCAAAAUAUUCAAAUUAAAUUUUGCUACAAAGCAUUCUGCAUUUAAAUACAUUCAUUUAAUACUUUAAGUUAUUACAGGUUGAAAUUAAAGAUGUUUGUGAAUAAACUAAUCUCAAAGCACUGUAAUGGUUAUAAAAUUUAUAAUAACAAUAAAAUAAAGAAUUUAUUCAGAGAUUUGACCAAUCAUUCAAUAACUACUAGGGUAAUAUUCAUGAUGAGGAUUUAAAUGAAGUAAAUUAUCGGUUUCUAAACAUCACUUAGUAAUAUUUACCUGGUUUGAAUUCUCUAAUCACUCCAUUUAAUAGUCUUAAUAAAUUUGAUCCUUGUUAUUAGACACUUCUUUAAUUAUCGAAAGUUAAUAUUGAAGAUGCUAUUCAACAACUCUAUGUUGAGAAUCAAUGCAGAACUGUAAUUGAGAAAAUAGAAAGGAUGAAGCAAAACAAUAUUUGUGAUUAGGAAUUCACUAAUAUUAAGGAAAUGAUAGUUAAUUCUUCAGAAUAAAACAAAGGAAUCUAAUCAGAAAUAAUAGAGCAAUUAACAAACUUAAUAAGAUUAAGACAACGCCUAUCCUAAUCUAUACAUCACUUAGAAUCAGAAUUAACAAAUCGCAUAUCGUAACAGAAUGGGGAAUAUUUUAAGAGUGUUCAGAAUUUGGAUUUGCUUAUAAAUGAAGGAUCUUUAAAUAAGUUGAUUGAAAAAAUACAUGAAAUAGGAAAUGAUUAAGUUAUCAUAAUGAGAAAAGAAUUUAAGUCGAAGCUUACAAAUUGCAUUCAAGGCGUAUUAACCAAUAAUUUAAAGGGUCUCCAAAGGUAAUCUGUUUCCAAUGAUUUUAUUCUUCAUAAAUUGAUUAACACUGAAAUUAUACAAAAAGAUUGCUGUUAUGCCAUAUAAUUCAAUAAGGAUACUUCGAUCAUGAUUUCAACAAGUGGCAAAAAUAUUAAAGUUUGGGAUUUUAAUAAAGGACGCCUAACCUUAGGAUCUAUUUUAUAAAAGCAUAUCGAUGAUGUAUCAUGUCUACUCUUUAGUAAUUAUUCAAAUUCCUUCAUUUCAGGUUGUGGGAAUGAAGAUGGCUCAAUUGUAUGUUGGUAAUAGGACUAUAAUUUUGGAUGGAAGUCUUCAAAGCAAUUCAAACAGCAUAGAUUUGGCCUGAGGUGCAUGAUUGUGAAUCACGAUGAGACUCAGUUAAUAACUGGAAGUCUGGAUAAAUCCAUCGUAAUUUGGAAACUAGAUUUUAAGGAGAAUAACCUAGUUUAUGAAUACUCUUUAUUUAAACAUCAACAUAAACUAUUAAGUUUGAGUAUGAAUGAUUCUGAAACAUGUAUGAUAUCAUGUAGCGAAGACUAAAAUAUAUUGAUUUGGGGGAAAUAGUAAGGCAUCUGGAAAUUUAAAGAUGUUCUGAAAUAAUCAGUUCAAGAUAUCGGUAGAUAAAUUAAAUUCUUAAGUGAUACUGAAUUUAUCUGGCUAUAGCAAAAUUAAGGGAGAGUCCAUUUCUUUGAAGGGUCAAACUUUAGGUUUCAAGAAAAACCUGAGAAUUAGCUAUUGUUAAAUAAUUAGAAGUAAGAUUGGAAUUUAUUUCCUAUUUAAUAUAAUAAACCAAAAAACAUAAUAGUCAUCAGACACAAUUCAACUGUGUUCAUUCUCAGAAAGUAAUUAGAUGGAAAUCUGAAGAUCAUGGCUGAUCCAAUUUAAUGCUAAUCAGAAUUUAAUUAUGGUUCUCUCUCUAAAGAUGGCUAAUAUAUGGUUCUUUGGGAUGUUGAUUCUAAUUAAUAUAAUGUUUAUGAAAUUUUAGUUUGA
Molecule: messenger RNA, 1980 nt
Organism: Paramecium tetraurelia
Lineage: Eukaryota; Ciliophora; Oligohymenophorea; Peniculida; Parameciidae
Exons: 1
Biological process (GO): iron-sulfur cluster assembly
Cellular component (GO): cytosolic [4Fe-4S] assembly targeting complex
Molecular function (GO): protein binding
Source: RefSeq, a predicted model, not a curated record